Molecule: messenger RNA, 1071 nt
Organism: Aphidius gifuensis
Lineage: Eukaryota; Metazoa; Arthropoda; Insecta; Hymenoptera; Braconidae
Product: leucine-rich repeat-containing protein 15-like
Exons: 2
Coding region: 1-1071 (356 amino acids)
Molecular function (GO): protein binding
Source: RefSeq, a predicted model, not a curated record
AUGAUUUAUUACAACUCAAAGAACUUGAUCUCACCAGGUAUUUUUGAUGAUUUAUUAAGCCUAAAAGAUCUUUAUAUCAGCGAAAACAAUCUCACAGUUUUAUCAAAAGAUAUAUUUAGUAGUUUAAAAGAGCUAGAAAAUCUUGAUUUAAGCUCGAACAAACUACAAAACCUCGAGUCAGGUUGUUUUGAUAAUUUAUCACAACUUGACUCACUUGAUAUUGCAAACAACGCUCUGACAACAUUAUCGAGAGGUGUAUUUAAUGAUCUUGAAUUUCUUUUGGACCUAGAUUUAAGUUCAAACAAACUGCACAAACUUGAGUCAGGUUGCUUCAAUGGUUUAUCAAAACUUGUGGAGCUUAAAAUCGACAACAACGGUCUGACAACAUUGUCCAAAGGUGUAUUUAUUAAUCUUGAAAAUCUUUCGACACUAAUUUUGGAUUCAAACAAUUUACAAAAUCUCGAAUCAGGUUGUUUCGAUGGUUUAUCACAACUCGACCUGCUCAGUGUCAAAAACAACAGUCUGACGACAUUAGCCGAAAGUGUAUUUGAUGGUCUUGAAAAUCUUCGGGAACUAAAUAUUAAUUCAAACAAUCUGCAUAAUCUUCAGUUAAGAUGGUUUAAUGAUUUAUCACAACUUGAGAAGCUUAAUAUCAGUAACAACAGUUUGACAACAUUACCUGAAGGUGUAUUUAAUCGUCUUGAAAAUCUUGAGUCACUAUAUUUGGAUUCAAACAAACUCCAAAAUCUCAAGUCAGGUUGUUUUGAUGGUCUCAAAAAACUUGAGCUGCUCAGUAUCAAAGACAACAGUCUGACAUCAUUAUCCAAAGAUAUAUUUAUUAGUCUUGAAAAUCUUGAGACACUAGAAUUGGAAUCAAACAAACUACAAAAUCUCGAGUCAGGUUGUUUCAAUGGUUUAUCAAAAAUUGAGCGACUUGAUAUCAGCAACCACAGCCUGACAACAUUAUCCAAAGGUGUAUUUGAUGGUCUUAAAAGUCUUAAGGUACUAGAAUUGGAUUCAAACAAACUUCAAAAUCUUGAGCCAGGUUGUUUUGAUGGUUUAAAAACUUGA